Abrus precatorius (Indian licorice) is the source of this 837-nucleotide messenger RNA. Its product is annotated as ubiquitin domain-containing protein 7SL RNA1-like. The record is from RefSeq and is a predicted model, not a curated record. Gene Ontology annotation, cellular component: cytosol; nucleoplasm. Gene Ontology annotation, biological process: proteasome-mediated ubiquitin-dependent protein catabolic process. Bases 31 to 837 code for a protein of 268 amino acids. The transcript has a single exon. Lineage: Eukaryota; Viridiplantae; Streptophyta; Magnoliopsida; Fabales; Fabaceae. Gene Ontology annotation, molecular function: ubiquitin binding; polyubiquitin modification-dependent protein binding; proteasome binding.
UCACUCACUCACACUGUGUAUUCACUCAACAUGGACGUAAUAUUUGAACUCCAAAGAGGAAGAUCGUUCACAAUAGAAAUUGGGUUCUUCGACACAAUCUUCGAAAUCAAAGAAAAGGUGCAAAAAUACCAAGGGAUUCCCACCUCCACGCAAACCCUAAUCCUAAAUGGCCAAGUCCUUCAAGACAACGACGACGUUUGGAAGUGCGAAAUCCUUCACAACACCCGCAUUAACCUCCAGGUCUCCCCUGACUCCGACAAAACAGAGGACUCCGUUGCCGUUACUCCUCCACCCACCAAAAAAAUCCACCUCAAUGUUAAAACCAAUCCCUCCAAAACUCAGGUCGUUCCUCUCGAAGUCGACGUAAACGACACCGUGUUGCGCCUCAAGGAAAAGAUUCACGAAAUCGAAACGGUUGCCGUGCCGGUUAACCGGUUACUCUUGCAUGCAACGACGACGGGAACGGAACUGCAGGACCAUCAGGCUUUGCGAGAUUGCGAUUUUUCGGAUAGUGGCGAGAUCGACGUGAGUUUGAGACCGUCGCCGACGACGACUUCUUCCGGUGGCGGAGGGUCGAAGAAGUUGAAGCUAAUGGUGUUGCCAAAGAGCGGGACCAAGAAGGUUCCGGUGGAGAUGAACGCAUCGGAUAAUGUGGGAGAGUUGAGGAAGGAGUUGCAGAAGUUGCAUCAGAGGCUUCAGUUUCAUCUUCCACAAGAUGGUUAUUUCUUCAUUUACAAGCAGAAUGUUAUGGAUGAUGAUAGGUCUUUCCGUUGGCACCAUGUUGGGCAAGGUGAUACCAUUGAAAUCUUCAAUGGAAGCGUUACUGGUGGCUCGUGA